Molecule: messenger RNA, 240 nt
Organism: Penicillium taxi
Lineage: Eukaryota; Fungi; Ascomycota; Eurotiomycetes; Eurotiales; Aspergillaceae
Exons: 1
Coding region: 1-240 (79 amino acids)
Source: RefSeq, a predicted model, not a curated record
AUGACCACCCUUUGGAACACCUAUAUUAACCAGACAAAUAGAACUGGAACUUCUACUACUACAACUACCUUCCACGACCAUCCUGGCAGAUUACCGACACCUGAAUGUCCACCAAAUCUGACUACCCAGGCAUAUCUACCACCUGGCCAGUCGGUAGCUACCUGGAAGUUCUACUACUAUACUCAUCUCCCACUUGAACCAUUGGAACCUUGGGAACAACCUCCCGAUCCUGGAAGCUAA